UCAGCAGUUGGAUGAGAAGCGUUUCAUACGGAGGAGAGGAACUCAGAUAACACGCAGUGUAGAUGGCUAAACAAUAGGAACUGUUUUCCAAAAAAGAAACAAAUAAGAUAUAGAUCGUAUUUUAUUUGUUAGUGACGUUGUGUACAGUUCGCAAAUUAAUUUAGUCGACCUCUAGAAAGCUCGAAAGGAGUUAUGAAAAACAACUGCUAACUUCUCGAGUAGCAACUCCAGUGCACGUAUUAUAACGUUAGCUAACGUAGUGCUCCAAAGUAAGCACUAAAUUGACCUAAAAAGGCAAACGACUGAAAUGAGCUCGUCAGUAGACUUUGUGUAACAGUUAAAGUUUAGCCGUGUCUGUAAAAGUUACCGUCUGCCCUGCAAACUUAACUUGUUAGUUUGUUAGCGAGAGAGCAGCGAUUUGCUCCGGUUGUCGGUCCAUGCGUGAGAGGGAGGGAUGUGUAGCCGCGGCGGAGUUGGGGUCGCCCGUGGCAGCUCUGGUAUGCAGCCGAUGAAGGCGACUGUCCCUUUCCAGCUUAACAACAACAGUAUUAGCAAACCCCAGUCGGCUCUGAGAGAUGCCAAACCAGUGUCUGAGAAACCGUUGUGGUGCUCACUAACUGGACAGAAUCCACACAGCCAUUCACUGGACGCCAUUGUGGGCCCAUAUCUACAUGGACACUGGCCCAGGGAAGGAUCACACUACAAGAAGGACAAGUCCACUCAGACUCCAGCCUCGUGGGCGGACAACCAGCAGAGCAGUCCAGGGGGAGGCAGCCACAAGCGCUCGGCAUCAUGGGGCAGUGCAGCACACAAAGAGGGGUUCAGGCAGCGCCAGCAGCAGCAGUGUGCUGUGGUCCUGGGGGGAAGUCUGGACAGGAGAAGGAUCCACGCGGUCACUCAGGCUGGCUCCGGUUCCCCACCCUGGAUCACCCAGAGCCAGCCUCUUCCCAUCCCUCUGAAUGGAGUCCACACUCGUCUCCGACACAGUGAGGAGAAGCUGGACCAGGAGCUGGAGACCAUCUUUAAACAGCACUCACUAUUACAAGAUUUCCUGGUCCCUAAUGGACGCAGAGGUCCAGUACCCCCAUACUGCAACUGCUGCGGCGAGCAUCAGACUUGCCUCUCCUCCUCCCCCUCCCCCUCUCCUUCCUCUUCUCCCGCCACGUCCAUACUCUCCUCCUCCUCCUCCUCCUCCUCCUCCUCUCCUGAUCUGUCUUUGCCCUCAUCUCCUGUGACCUGCACCCUUGAUCCUGUCAGAGAGGUGUGUGGGGAGGAUGGGCUCUCUGCUCUCCCCCUGUUGGGCUCUCUGAGUCUGGACGACAGGGACACCUCUGCCCCCCCUGGGAUCCCUCUAUCUGGGAACGACCAGGAUGACUCUGCCCCCUCUUUAGGCCUGGUGGUUGGGGUAGACGGGGACUCCUCUGCCCCCUGUCUUGGUCCUGUGUGUGCGGAGGAUGGGCCCGUGGCCAUAUUCUCCUCCUCCCCCCGUCCCAACAAGAGUGUGUGUUUCCAGAGGGAGCCACCCGAGGGUUGUGAGAAGGUCCCGGUGUGUGAGGAAGUCAUGUUCUCAGUCAAGUCCCAAUCCCGUGCACUUCCCUGUUGCCCUGACCCAGAUAAGGUCAACUUCACACCACGGAGAGGCUCCACUUUUUGCCCAGUCAGUUUGCACAAGCCCCUCCCAUCCUCCAUGGACUUCCUGUUUCACAGCCUAUCAGUGUCGCCUAUAUCUGAGCGGGCGGGACGCACAGGGACAGGAAGGCCCACUCCUGACUCUGCUGCCACUACCAAGAGAGAGAGAUGCCAGGAGCAAGACUGUGAUGGGUAGCGUAGCUCUGGUGUGUGUGUGUGUUUUGUUUUGUGUGUGUGUG
Molecule: messenger RNA, 1868 nt
Organism: Alosa alosa (allis shad)
Lineage: Eukaryota; Metazoa; Chordata; Actinopteri; Clupeiformes; Clupeidae
Product: protein FAM117A-like
Exons: 8
Coding region: 455-1825 (456 amino acids)
Source: RefSeq, a predicted model, not a curated record